This is a messenger RNA of Morchella sextelata, 1452 nucleotides long. RefSeq lists its product as uncharacterized. Gene Ontology annotation, cellular component: nucleus; SWI/SNF complex. The coding region runs from base 1 to 1452 and encodes 483 amino acids. Lineage: Eukaryota; Fungi; Ascomycota; Pezizomycetes; Pezizales; Morchellaceae. Gene Ontology annotation, biological process: regulation of transcription by RNA polymerase II. The transcript is spliced from 3 exons. The record is from RefSeq and is a predicted model, not a curated record.
AUGGACCGCUCCCACCACACGCCCCUCCCACGCACCAGCGGCUACCCCCAGCCCCAACAACCCCCGCCCACAGCGCGCCGCGGCCCGGGCCCCAUGCUUGCUUCGUCUGGAGGAAACCCACAUCAGAACUUAACGCAAGCCCAGAUUAACCAGCAGCACCAGCAGGCCAUGCAGGAGCGCGAGCUGGCGAAGCGCCGUGCGCGCAAGCCGACGGAUAAGACCAUCCCCGAGGGCGUCGAGGAGAUUGUGCCGGCGGUGGCCCUGUAUCGCCAGCUGAGGGAUAUGGAGAAGAGGUAUGAUGCGACGAUAUUGAGGAAGCGCCUGGAUGUGCAGGAUGCGGUGAAUCGCAAUGUCAAGAACUACAAAACCCUGCGCCUCUACAUCUCCAACACUGCCAAAGACCAGCCAUGGCAGAACUCGGACCGCCCCCUCGACGAGAACGCGUUCGACUUCGACACGGGCCAGAUCCCGACGUUCCGCGUGCGCAUCGAGGGCCGCCUCCUGCCCGACGCAGACGACGACGCCUCCGAGCUCGACCCGGACUCGGACCUCGGCCUCGGCGACCCCAAUAACCCGCUCCCGCCGCCGCCGCGUCGGAAGUUCUCGACGUUCUUCAAGAGCAUCAGUGUCGAGCUCGACCGAAACAAGGAUAUCCACCCCGAGGGCAACGCCAUUGAGUGGCGCAAGCCUGCGCCGAAUGCCCCGCAGGGGCCGGCAAGUAAUGGGCCGGCGGAGUUUGAUGGGUUUGAGUUUGAGCGCAAGGGCGAUGAGAAUGUGAAUUGUACGAUUAAGCUCGUGAGGGAUGAGGUGCCGGAUCGGUUUCGGCUGUCGCCGCAGUUGGCGGAGUUGCUGGAUACGAAGGAGGAUACAAGGGCGGGGAUUGUAAUGGGGAUUUGGGAGUAUGUGAGGAUUAAUGGGUUGCAGGACCCGGAUGAGCGGCGGACUAUCAAUUGUGAUGCUGCACUUAGAAACAUAUUCCAAGUCGACCGCCUCUACUUCCCCCAAAUCCCCGAACUAACCCUCUCGCACAUCCUCCCCCUCGAGCCCAUAACCCUCACGUACACCAUCCGCACCGACAGCGCCACGCACUUCUCGCCCACAGUCUACGACAUCACCGUCUCCAUCGACGAUCCCAUCCGCGCUAAAAUGGCGGCCCUGCUCAGUUCCCCAUCGUACUCGGCAUCGCUGCGCGAGAUUGCGCAAAUUGACGAACAGAUUGCGGUCCUGGUACAGGCGGUCAAUCAUUCUAAGGCGAAGCGCGACUUUUGGAAUGCACUCGCGAUGGACCCCGCGGGCUUUGUGAAGAGGUGGGUGGGCAGCCAGAAGAGGGAUUUGGAUACGUUGAGUGGGGAAACCGGGGGAGGCGUUGAGGAGGAGGAGAGUAGGAGGAAGGAGUUUUAUGAUAGGGUGGGCGAGAAUGUGUAUUUGUUGUUGGCGAGGGGGAAGAUGUAG